Patiria miniata (bat star) is the source of this 1960-nucleotide messenger RNA. It is a transcript of the gene ufm1, whose product is annotated as ubiquitin-fold modifier 1. Lineage: Eukaryota; Metazoa; Echinodermata; Asteroidea; Valvatida; Asterinidae. The coding region runs from base 103 to 363 and encodes 86 amino acids. The record is from RefSeq and is a predicted model, not a curated record. The transcript has 5 exons. Gene Ontology annotation, biological process: protein K69-linked ufmylation. Gene Ontology annotation, cellular component: cytoplasm; nucleus.
AUAUUAGUAACUCGACUAUGUAGUCGAACCGGCUGCCUGACUAAAUCACACUAAAGAUUUUUUUGCAGCACCUAUCGAGUGCCGCCUCGCUAAACCAUCAAGAUGUCGAAUUCCAAGGUGACGUUUAAAAUAACCCUCACCUCCGACCCAAAGUUGCCAUUCAAAGUGUUAAGUGUUCCCGAGUCAACACCGUUCACAGCAGUUUUGAAAUUCACAGCUGAAGAGUUUCGAGUACCACCAGCAACGAGUGCAAUUAUUACCAACGAUGGUAUUGGGAUCAACCCUGCCCAGAGUGCUGGCAACGUUUUCCUGAAACAUGGCUCGGAACUCCGGUUAAUACCAAGGGAUCGAGUGGGACAUUGAUAUUUGAAUAUACUUAAAAAUGUACAGAAAUAUAUUUGAUAGGUCUUUUAAACAGUCAAUAUGUUUGGACACAUAGGCAGAGGUAAUUAAGGUGUCAUGCAAGACUACGGACACCUAUUGACCGGCUGCUAUGUGCUAAUUGGCAUAUUCGCUUUGAGGCAACUGAAGCACAAUUUCCACCAUCUUACUUCCCCCAACUGAUGUGCUGUUGAUAAUUACAAGAUGCAAGCAUGUUCCAAUGAUCAACAGUUAAAGCAUGGGUCACGGGGGAACAAAGAUGGCGGGCAGAUGCUUCAGUAAGCCUACUUUGUCCGCUGGACCAGUUAGUAUACAGUGCAGUGUUAAAGACAAGGCAUUAUGGAUUUUUAAAGUUUCAUGAGAGACAUGAACUUUUGAACAUUUGGCAAGGCUAUCUUGAAUCUUGUGGGCUUGGGUUCUGUGUGGUUUGCUCAUGAAAUCAUUCAAACCCUGCACUUAGAAUGGUACAACUGAUUUCAAGUGCGUGUGCUUUCAUUUGAAAUUGUAUUUAUGUGAUAGGUAUGCGCACAAGCCUUUGAGCAUACCAAUGUUGGGGUAUUUUUACCAUUGAAUAUUCAGUUCUGUUUGGAACCCAAAGUUAGAUGGCAUGUUACUCUUCAUAUUGACAAUGCUCUUUUCCAGGAUAUUUUUUUUUCUAACAAAUAUGUCUUCUCAACAGAUAGAAUUAAAAAACAUCCUCAUAGUAGAUUUCUUGUAGUAGAAUUUCUAACACCAAGUUGGUUUGGAUAGAUCGUGGGUACAUUAACUUUUAGAGUCUUGUUGCACAAUACUAGCUGGUGAAAGUACAAUUUUAUUCGAAGUUUCGACUUAUUUAUUCUUAUGUUUUACAAAAUAUGUCCCGUAAAUCAUGACAUUCCUCCACUUGCUAUUUCAUGUUUACAUUUUGUUGUGAAUUGAAGUGACUGCAAUUGUGACUAUUAUACUUAUUCAUUACUUAGCCCCUACCCCUGAACAAAAAGACUUCUGUGAAAUACUUAAAUUAUUUCAAGGAUUUAAUAUGAUUAUGAGAUGUAAGAAUGUGGUUUUUUCACUUGUCUAUAUGUUUUCAUGAUUGGCUAACCCUAAAUCUUGUACAUUUGUUGUGUUAUUUCAGAGCCAAUCCUUAAAAAUAAAAAGGGGUCCAAAAUGAGUAAAUUUUCUGUGCAUAUUUUGUUUUAGGUACCUAAUCACCAGUCCCAUUUAUUGUCCAAACAAUAUUUGUAGGUUUGUUUAUUCAACUUCGGAUAUGAGAAAUAAACACAGAAUUCUAGCUUUCCCUAAACAUCACAGCAACUCGGGAUGUUUUUCAAAUGAUGUUGGCCCAAAUUUUUCUCUGAUUACAAACCAAAGCAGGUGAUGAAACUCCACACUUUUUUUUAAAUGCUUAUAAAUUUCUAUAAAAAUUCACUUGAUGUUGUUACAAUAUCCUUAUAAAUUUUCCCUUUAUAUAAUGGUUCGGUAUCUCCCCUUAUAAAAAAUGUAAAAUCUAGCAAAUAUUCCGCUACACGACCGUACAGUAGAUAAGAAAUGUUGUUCUUCCAUGUCAAAUAAAUAAUAAAAACGAAACAAGAAUAACUUA